UUUUUGACGUUAACUUUGUUGACAUUUAUUAUUAAUCUCGUAGUUGUUCGCUCAGUCAAAAGUACUUAUUGUUCUCACAGUUCAACAAAACCAUUUUCAAAAUCCGUGCAAUGAAUAUUCGCGAGCGGCUCCAAACAGCUUACGAAAAUGUCAUGUUUAACGCCGACGCCACCUGGAGCGAUGAAUUUAGCCUCUAUAAACAAGCAAAUAUGAAUUUACUUAUGCGAGAAAAAGCCCUACAAGAAAAAAAAUAUGAAGAACUCCGACCAAGAACAGUUAGAGACUGUAUCCCAGAGAGUAGACUGGCGAAAUACGGAAAUUACGAAUACAACGAAUCUAGGGAAUUAUCGUACACCCCCGAUGACAUUAGACCGAGUACAAGUACCGAAUAUGAUUUUACCGGGGAGAAAGAGAAAGAGCCGUGGAUGUUUGAUGAAGUCGACAGGCUUUUCAAGUCUUACACCGAUGCACCGGAGCCUUCAUUAAACGCCACAGAAGAAUUAAACAGAAUCAAAUUCUCCAACAAUUUCGAAUCACCGUUUAUGAAGUGCAAUUCUUUAGCGGAAUAUUUGCUUAAACUCCGUAUAACCAAAGAUAGUGUUCGAAGAUUGUGGGAGGAUAAAUCCCCGGAGCCGAAAUCGUCCGAAGUACAUCAACCGACCGAAGACGAGAAAUCGGUUAAACCGCCAGCUGAUUACGACGUUGGGUAUUUAGAAAGUGACAAUGCGGAUCGUCCGAGCGCUCCGUCCAGUUCGGAGGUUAAGAGUUCGAACGCAAAUCAACCAGAACCGUCACAGAAUCGUCGAUCGUAUUCGGCAGUGUUGCAGGGUUGCGUUUCCGAAAAUAAAAUAGCCCCGCCGAUACAAAACCCGAUGACUGUAUUGGGUAAAAAGAGCGUCGCCAAUUUCCCUAGACUUUUUCCGAACGUAUCGAAUUCUCGAAGUGUGCAGUUGGACAACACCGCCGGUUAUCAAAACGCGAAUGCGGCACCUCAAAGCAGAUUAUUCCCUUUAAGGCAACAAUCGGUGAGAUACCAACAAAAUUAUACUCCCAGCAAUUACCAAUAUCCGACUUUUCACGCGCUUACUUACAAUUCGUCCCAAAAUUAUUUACAGCCUUUUUAUAACCCAGUUUUCUUUCAAAGGGCCGUUCCUAUUAACCAAACGUACGUUCGCCCUUGCACGUUUAAAUCAUACAAUAGUUUUUCUUCAAAUAUACAUAGAUCCGAGAAUAAACCUUGUAGAAACAAGUCGAGGAAAAGAAGAGAUCUCGUUCAGAAGAGUAGAACUUUGUCGACAGAUAACCUCCAAACGGAUAAAAAAGAAGAAGAAACCGCGCCUAAUUUGAGCGAUGUUGAUUCUGAAGAAGCGAGGAUCUACAAAGAAUUGGACGAAUUGGCUAUGAGAAUGAUAAAUUCGGUUUUGGACGACCCGAUUACGGAUCCUAUCGUUCCUAUAACCGAAAGCCAUUCAGAGGAAUUGGAAAGACAGGCUUUGGAACAAUAUAAUAACUCUAACGAUAACGUUUUUCAAGAUUUAGAAAGACAAGCUGCGGAAGAAUAUGAUGAGAAUUAAAAAAAAAGUGUUAUGAUUUUAAGUUACGAAGUUUUUUCUGUGUGUUUUGCAUUAUGUUCAAAUAAAAUGGCCGAAGGAAGCCAAAAUUUGUUGUAUUAAAAAUUGCGAAUAAUAUAAAUGAAAUAUUGUAAUUAAAACGAAUAAAUAAAAAAAAGUUUAAAAGUU
Molecule: messenger RNA, 1739 nt
Organism: Diorhabda carinulata
Lineage: Eukaryota; Metazoa; Arthropoda; Insecta; Coleoptera; Chrysomelidae
Exons: 1
Coding region: 111-1574 (487 amino acids)
Source: RefSeq, a predicted model, not a curated record